GCUCACCAAAUUAGUACACCGUAGAUUAGUAACUUAGACAUGGCUGGUACUCUAGUCUCUGCAGUAUUAACGCUUUUAUCUCUCACAGGUUCGACAAACAGUCAAUUGACGCAGACAGAUCCAUGUCGGGUGGACAACCACACAAUACUAUGGAACCAAACAGAAAGAAGUGUAAACUACAAUGCAUCCACUGAUCUAUGUGACAGGGGGAGUUGGUCUGACCAAUGGUAUAGAGUCAUAAGCCCAUCGGGAAAUGACAUGCCGACUGAAUGUGUACCAGCUCGACGUUGUGGGACUGUGUUUCCAAUGUGGCUGAAUUGCUCGUUGCCUUCACCAGAAGAGAACGAGAAGUCGUGCAACGCAUGCGCAACAAAUCUGCAUAAUUGCUGUGAACACGUCAUAUCGGUACGAGUGAAGAAUUGUGGGAGUUUUAGGGUGUAUUACCUGCCAGAAGCUCUGGGCUGCAGACAUGCAUAUUGUUUUGGAUCUGAGGUCAGAUGUCCAUCUGGAUAUUGGUCUGAGAGUGGUUUCACGCCAAAUUGCUCAAAAUUACCAACCACAAUGGCCCCCUCUACCACAACGAGUUCAUCAUCAACUCUGGAUGCUAUAUUGUUCAACAGACAAAAUGGAUUAAGUUUGCGUGUUUUAGAACAAUUAAGCUGCGUUAUACUAUAUAGUUUAAGUUUUAACACCUAACAUACGAUUACAAUAUCAAGCAUUGCUUGCUUUUCGCACAGAAUAAAGGAUCACGGCAGCAAAUAUACACCGUCUAUGCGACUCAAUUUGUAUGAUAUUCCCAAAAAUGUGUCAUCUCAGUAUGAUUUUUUGCAAAAAAAUAAAAUUGCUCGUUUUAUAGUCAAUAUACAGUGAUUUUAACAUUUUGCGAUAUUCAAAGGGUGCAUUAUUUUGGCCUGAAUAUUGAGGUUUUUUAAAUCGUCAUCAUUUGAAACGAUGAGGACAUCUUAGAAUUUUAAAUCUUAUCUUGAUUGAUUCAAAUGAAUUAAACAAAUCUCUGUUUUUAAAUUCUUGUAGACUGUACGUAAAAUAUUAUCACAGUUUCAAAAAUAUAUAUGUAAUUUUUCUUGUUGAAACCCAAUGAAUCCAUUAUCAAGGUGAAACCAAUCUAAUAUAUUUUAAUGUACAUUGUAUUUACCCUUGUUUUCCCUCAAUUUUAUUAUUUGGUCAAAUAUUUGAUUUUUGUAUAUUACUACUGAUCUGACAGCCUUCGUAAAAUGUUAAAAAUGAGUGUAAGCUUGCAGGUGUUUGCAUCUUCGGCUCAGAUUGACUGAUUGCAACAAGAUUUCAUAGUUCAUUGAAAAUACUGUAACGAGACUUUUUGUGAGCAGUUACAAACUAUGAAAGUUGAAAGUAUAGUAUAUCCACGAGGUACUAACUCACCGGGGCGUAUC
Owenia fusiformis is the source of this 1409-nucleotide messenger RNA. NCBI's taxonomy places the organism in Eukaryota, Metazoa, Annelida, Polychaeta, Sabellida, Oweniidae. The record is from the annotation of a GenBank genome assembly.